Oenanthe melanoleuca is the source of this 1824-nucleotide messenger RNA. It is a transcript of the gene RSPH3, whose product is annotated as radial spoke head 3. The record is from RefSeq and is a predicted model, not a curated record. The transcript is spliced from 8 exons. The coding region runs from base 178 to 1323 and encodes 381 amino acids. Lineage: Eukaryota; Metazoa; Chordata; Aves; Passeriformes; Muscicapidae. Gene Ontology annotation, cellular component: cilium.
CCCGCGCAUGCGCGGCGCGUUGCCCCGGAGACGGACGCCGUUAGCGCUCCCUCAGGCGCGCCCGGCCCGCACCGAGCCGGGGCCGCCUCACGGAGCCGGGGCCGCCUCACUGAGGUGAGGCCGCCUCACGGAGCCGGGGCCGCCUCACUGAGCUGAGGCCGCCGCACGGAGCCCACCAUGGUGCCCGCCCGAGAGCCCGAGCUGGCCGCGCCCGCCGAUCUCCCCUACAGCUUCUGCAGCCAGCCCCGCUCCCUGGCCUCCCGCCCCAAGUACCGAAAGCAGUCCAAUGCCGCCGAGACGGAGAAGGUCCCGCUGCACCGCUGCAACAUCAUGAUCGACCCGAGAGUGGUGCGCGGAAACGUUCUGUCCCACCACUACCCGCCGCAGAGUACUGAGCCCAGUAUCCCUGAGGUUAAAAGGCAGAGGAGAGCCCAGAAACAAAGACUGGCCAGAAGGCUUGCACAAGGGCAAAUUCCAGCAGGAACACCGGAGCCUGUGGAGGGCAGAGAACAUGUUUAUGUGCAGACAGAACUGUAUUUGGAAGAGAUUUGUGAUCGGAUAAUAGAGGUUGAUGGAGAAUGUCAAACAGAUGAAUUUUUGGACAGACCACCCACUCCACUCUUUAUACCAGCCAAAACAGGAAAAGAUGUGGCCACACAAAUAGAAGAAGGAGAGUUGUUUGACUUUGACAUUGAAGUUAAGCCAAUCCUGGAAGUGUUGGUUGGGAAAACAGUUGAGCAGGCUUUGCUGGAAGUCAUGGAGGAAGAAGAGCUGGCCCAGCUGUGGUCACAUCAGCGUGCCUUCGCAGAGAUACGCAAUGCAGAGUUUGCUGAAUUGCAGCGCUUGGAAGAGCAGGACAGGCGAAUUAGGGAGGAGAAGGAACGUCGCAGACUGGAGCACCUGGAAAAGCUGCGGAAACAGAAAGAGACUGCAGAGAAAAUCGCAGCUCGGGCAUUUGCUCAACGUUACCUGGCUGAUCUCAUUCCAUCAGUCUUCAACAAUCUUCAUGAAAGUGGAUUUUUUUAUGACCCUAUAGAAAGAGAUAUUGAGACAGAAUUCCUUCCAUGGCUGAUGUCAGAAGUGGAAGAAACACUACAGAAGAAGGUUCUAGGAAGGAUGAUGCUUGACUCCUUGAUUCGUAUGGUGGUUGAAAAACGCCUAGAGGAAUUUAGCCGUCCACCUCCACCUCCACCUGAUCAGACAGAGGCACCUGCUGAAGAGUCCAGGGCAACAGAUGCAUCUCCCGAGGUGUCUGCUGAGGCAGAUGCUGAUGACCAACCAGCUGAAGAAGAAGAGACUGACCAACCUGUUGCUGAGGAGUAGCCUUCAGAUUCCACCUCUUCUCAGUUAGAAGAAUAACGUCAAGAAGCAGAGGAUUUGGAAAUUGAGUAAAAAACAGGCAAGUCAUCAAGUAAAUGGAGACCGGUGGCUUAGAAAUAAGGAAUUCAUUCCUAUCUAUUUACAGGUAUUGUGCCCUAGACAUGCUGAAGGACGAACCUAAGCAACAGUAGAGCAUUAAAACGUGCUUUCCAUAUGUUGGAAUUGCCGAUUUCAGGCUGCUAGAAUCAAGAGAGAAGUUACUAGUGCAAUGAAUGGCACGAAAAUUCUGUCCCCUUUUACACAAUCCAAUCCAUCAAAAUCUGGGAGGUUUACAGUUAAAAAUGCUGUCCCACACCCUGUGCUAGAAGGUCAUGAGAAGGAUGUUGAGAGCAUCAUAAUAACCUUUGCAAGUGCUUUGAUAAUGUUCUUGGAACAAUAUUUCCUUUCUUUCCUUAUUUUGAAAGGUAGUUACUACAGCAAUUAAAUAAAUUGCUUUUGACUCAU